Messenger RNA from Corythoichthys intestinalis (scribbled pipefish), 814 nucleotides. RefSeq names its product protein CutA homolog. The transcript has 7 exons. Lineage: Eukaryota; Metazoa; Chordata; Actinopteri; Syngnathiformes; Syngnathidae. The record is from RefSeq and is a predicted model, not a curated record. Gene Ontology annotation, biological process: response to metal ion. Gene Ontology annotation, molecular function: copper ion binding. Bases 156 to 614 code for a protein of 152 amino acids.
AAAAAGAUACAUUUUAAUAUUUAAAACGAGUGAUGCCGAGUUUAUUUUUCAGUUUUUCUAACCGCUAUAUUUCGUUUGACGACAGUUUCCACGCUUUGCGGUCGUACACGUACAGACGCCCACCAAGCAAUUGUUGAUAAGAGUGUGUUCGGGGCAUGCCCAGCGCAUUUCUCUGCAUCGAGGGUGGAUCCUGUCGUGGUUGGCUCUUGACUGUUCUGCUGAGCACGUUUAUGUUCCAGCUGCUGAGGAGCGUCGGACUGAGGGCGUUCUCCAUGGCCUCUGAGACUUACAAAUCUGGGGCGCACUCUGCUGCCUUCAUCACCUGCCCCAAUGAUACUGUAGCCAAAGACUUGGCCAGAGGCAUUGUGCAGCAGAAGCUGGCCGCGUGCGUCAACGUUGUGCCUUCCAUCACAUCCGUGUAUGAAUGGCAGGGGGCCAUCCAGGAGGACACUGAGGUUCUGCUGAUGAUCAAGACCAGAAGUUCUAAGGUUCCUGCUCUUACCGAUUACGUUCGGAAGAACCACCCGUAUGAGGUGGCUGAAGUCAUCAGCCUGCCCAUCGACCAGGGCAACCCGCCCUACCUCAAAUGGAUCUCCGAUAUCGUGCCUGAAUGAAGAUGCGUUAGUCACGGAUGGGUGUUUAUUUUUAUUUUUUUGUGCUAUUUGUCAAAGAAUAUCACAAAAUCUGAACUGGAUUUAAGUCUAUGAGUGAGGAGUUCACAUGUUGGUCUUUAGGUGGCGUCGUUGUUCAUUCUAUUCAAGUCAUUGAACACCAUGGCACAUUUAAAAAAAAAAAAAAAAUUAGAAAACAAAAA